This is a messenger RNA of Alternaria novae-zelandiae, 1437 nucleotides long. RefSeq lists its product as uncharacterized. The record is from RefSeq and is a predicted model, not a curated record. Gene Ontology annotation, cellular component: mitochondrial small ribosomal subunit. Gene Ontology annotation, molecular function: structural constituent of ribosome. Bases 1 to 1437 code for a protein of 478 amino acids. Lineage: Eukaryota; Fungi; Ascomycota; Dothideomycetes; Pleosporales; Pleosporaceae. The transcript has 2 exons.
AUGCCGCCUCCCACAUGUCUUCGGAGCUUCUCGCAGCUGUCGCUUGAUGCCGCCGCCCAUGGAUGCAUUGCACCGCGCGUGCUGCGCCCCCAGAUAGCCUGCUUUUCCACGUCGUCUGCCCGCUACGCCGUGACAGGACCCAAGAAGAAGGGCAUGACCGCCGCCCCCAAGAAGGGUGUCAAGUCUCUGAACACGAAGAAGGGUAGAGGAGCAUCAGGAGGUGACUCGGGCAAGCGGCCCGCCCAAGGAGAGCGCAAAGCCCAGCGGAAGCGCAUCGUUCUGAGUAACGACAACGCACUCGAAGUAUCUUCGCUGCGGGACCUCACCAAGGACAAUGUUCUCAGCGAACAGAAUGAGGGCAAGGUCAUGGGAUUGCCGCAGGAGACUGUAGUGGAUGCGCUGCGAGCCGUCGAGGCAUUCAAAACAAGCCAGGGAUGGGGCCUGUUCCGCCGACCAGCCGUAUUGAUGAGGAAGGAGGCGAUUGAACUCGCGAGGCUGUUCAACGAGGCCGAGAGCUCCAAGAAGACAAUAAGACGGAUACUGUGCGGACAAAGAAUGAGCGGGAAGAGCACAUUGAUACUUCAAGGCCUUACUAUGGGUUUUCUACGGGACUGGUUUGUGAUCAACAUCCCAGAAGCCCAAACCCUCGUCAACGCGCAUACAGACUAUGCACCUCUUCCCAACUCAGAACCGAUGCAAUAUACUCAAGAUACGUACACGGCAAAUCUUCUACAGCAAAUCCUCCUGUCCAACGGGGCAUUCCUUGCUGCCACAAAACUGAGCACGCAGCCUGAACUGCCUCUGCCGCUUCCUGCGGGUGCUACACUGAAAGAGCUGGCGGCGCUUGGUAUGGCCAACCCCGAGGCAUCAUGGCCAGUCUUUGUCGCGUUAUGGAAUGAACUGUCUCUACCCGGUCGUCCACAAAUUCUGCUUGCGCUCGAUGGUCUGUCGCAUAUCAUGCGCCACUCCGAGUACAUGUCUGCAGAAGUAAAGCCAAUUCACGCUCACGACCUGACUCUUGUACGCCACUUCGUCGAUCACCUUUCAGGUCAAAGGAAACUACCCAACGGCGGCGUAGUGCUCGGCGCAACAUCACGAUCAAACGCCCCUACGUCACCAGCCAUGGACCACUGCAUCGAAGCAGCCGAAGCCCGUCAGAAGUCUGCAGACAAACUGCCAGAAUGGAACCCCUACAAGAGCGUAGACGUGCGCGUUAUGGAGGCUCUCAAGGAUCUCCACAGCGACUCCAAGGAGCUUGACAUUAUCAAUGUCGGUGGGCUGACGAAGGAAGAGGCCCGGUCGAUCAUGGAGUACUAUGCCGAAAGCGGGAUGCUACGACACCAAGUCAAUGAGGGCUUCGUGGCGGAGAAGUGGAGCCUGGCGGGUAUGGGCAACAUUGGCGAGCUAGAGAAGGCAAGUGUACGGAUGCGGUUGUAG